Molecule: messenger RNA, 963 nt
Organism: Eublepharis macularius
Lineage: Eukaryota; Metazoa; Chordata; Lepidosauria; Squamata; Eublepharidae
Product: olfactory receptor 52B2-like
Exons: 1
Coding region: 1-963 (320 amino acids)
Biological process (GO): G protein-coupled receptor signaling pathway
Cellular component (GO): membrane
Molecular function (GO): olfactory receptor activity; G protein-coupled receptor activity
Source: RefSeq, a predicted model, not a curated record
AUGGUGCCUCUCAACUUCUCUGCUCUCCACCCAGCGGCCUUCACGCUGGUGGGCAUCCCAGGCCUGGAGGAGCACCACGUCUGGAUCUCCAUCCCCUUCUGCCUGAUGUACCUCAUCGCUCUUGUUGGAAACUCCCUCCUCUUGGUGGUCAUUCUGUCCGAUCGCCGCCUCCACGGCCCCAUGUACCUCUUCCUGGGCAUGCUGUCCACAACUGACCUGAUGCUGUCCACCGUCACUGUGCCCAAGACGUUGGGUGUGUUCUGGUCCUACUCCAAGACUAUUUCUUUCGAAAGCUGCCUCACCCAGAUGUUCCUAAUAUAUUUUAUUUUCGUCACUGAGUCAGCCAUCCUGUUGGCCAUGGCCUUUGACCGCUAUGUGGCCAUCUGCCACCCACUGAGGUACGGAACGGUGCUGACCCACUCGGUCAUCGGCAAGAUCGGGGCGGCUGCUUUCAGCCGGAGCUUCUGCAUUAUGUUCCCCCCCAUUUUCCUCCUGAAGAGGCUCCCUUACUGUGGGCACCACAUCAUGCCCCACACUUACUGUGAGCACAUUGGUGUCGCCCGCCUGGCUUGCGCAGACAUCACAGUGAACAUUUGGUACGGGGUUGUGGCUGGGUUCCUCUCCGCAGGCUUGGACGCCACCUUGAUUGCUGUGUCGUACGCUGCCAUCCUCCGAACUCUCUUCCGCCUCCCUGCCCGAGGGGCCCACCUGAAGGCCCUGAACACCUGUGGCUCCCACCUCUGCGUGAUCUUCCUGUUCUACACACCAGCCUUUUUCUCUUUCCUCACCCACCGCUUCGGACACAGCUUCCCAAAGCAUAUUCUGAUCCUCUUUGCCAACCUGUAUGUGAUUGUCCCACCCAUGUUAAACCCGAUCAUUUAUGGUGUAAAAACCAAGCAGAUCAGAGAGAGAAUUGCCUACGUUUGCCUUGGGAUGGAGAAAGGCCGCUGGAUGUUGGGCUGA